GCCGGUCUCGGUGCUACUCGUGAACCUCAUCUGCGCCUUCAUUCUCUCCCCCUCAUCCCCAUCUCCUCUUCUGCCUCGCCGACUAAGCAGCCCCGCGAACGACUAAUCACCCCGCCGUCAUCAUGGCGUCCUCCUCUCGUUAUCAGUUGGCUGACAUUCUGAAAAUUAAUCCUGCAGCUGAUCACCACUGUCUCGGUCUCUCGCACUCUUACAACCGUCGCUGCAACAAUCUGAUCAGCUAUCAGAAGCGUCAGGAAGCUCACUCCCUGAUUGAACGAGGCUCCCGCGUAUUUGCAGCUACCUCUUCCAUAUCCGCUGUCGAUCCGCUUCUUGUCGACAUCGCCAGCCUCCUUCUCUGCCCCAACCAGCACCGAUACCAAUUCUUGACCCUGGUCGCCCAGUGGGAAGCGAAACUGCAGCGGUAUCUAGCUGAGCAGCGAUCCGGCGCUCCCAUCGCAGUCAUGUCAAACAGCUACUUUCACAUGGCCCCCAACCCCACCAUCAUGGCUACGGGUAGUGGGAUUGCGGUCACCAACCUGACAACCACCCACCAUGGGCCCGGCUCAUCGAGCAGAAUCACCAUCCAGCAUGGCAUGGUCGGGAUGGGUGCAAACCAUCAUCACCACGUGCAGAGCCCAAGACCCCGAGUCGAGAUCAUCCGUCCCGCGGGCGACCCUGUUGCUGCUACCACCUCGAUUUCACCUUCAGCUUCCAGCAGUGCUUCCCCUUCUCCGCACGCCAAUUCUGCAUUCCAUCACCGUCCCCACACCCCGGCUGUCCAGCUUGUCAGCAGCACCUUGAUCGCUUCGGGCCAUACUCACCCCGCCCAUCAAGGAAGUCCGAGACCACUUCCGUCUGGACCAAACACUAUAUCUAUGUACUGCGACUCACCUACCGCCCCAAAGCAUCAUCGCGUCAAGCCUCGCCCUGUGGAUGGCGACUGCGGAAUUUGUCUUCUCCCGUAUCUGGAUGAGAGUAUGCGCUGCGACAUGUCCGACGAUGGGCGAACGGACGACGAUGAGGAUGACGAAUGGGAGGAACUGGACGACGAAGAACUUGCCGGCCCGGACUACGAUCACGGCCUUCUGGUCUGGUGCCGGGGAUCCUGCGGGACCAACUACCACCGGGCAUGCUUGGAGCAGUGGCUCGACACCUUUGACACCCUGGAGCCGACGUGCCCGACCUGCCGCAACUACUGGAUUCUGUAGAUGAGAAGCUGGAGGAACUAGGAAGGAGGAAUGCAUACCGGGAGUUGUUAUUUUCUUUUAUUACUGGAAUUGAUAUCCAACGGAACUCUACGCUUCUCAUGGCUUACCGGAGUUUACACUGGGAGGGAGCAACAAGGAAUAUGGCUAUGGAUAUGGAGUUAGAGGACUGGGUUUACAGCAUGGCUCGAUAUGAUAUGAACAGAAAUUUUCAAAUGCAGCUAAUAAUAUGUACAGCUUAAGAU
Molecule: messenger RNA, 1450 nt
Organism: Aspergillus welwitschiae
Lineage: Eukaryota; Fungi; Ascomycota; Eurotiomycetes; Eurotiales; Aspergillaceae
Exons: 2
Coding region: 123-1208 (361 amino acids)
Molecular function (GO): ubiquitin protein ligase activity
Source: RefSeq, a predicted model, not a curated record